AUAAAGCGCUUUAGCCUAUGAACACUUUGUUUAUUUCUGUUCCACUGGCUCAUCGAAAUCAUAUUAAUUACUUAAUUAAUCAUCCACAAAGUUGAAGAUCAUUCAAGAAUUGUGAUUCUUGAUGGACCCUUCUAUUAUGAAGCUCCUCGAAGAAGACGAGGAUGAAACGAUGCAUUCUGGGGCUGAUGUAGAAGCUUUCACAGCUGCCCUUAAUCGAGAUAUUGAAGGGGACAGCUCUGGUUCUCAAACUGCAGUUUUAUCUCAAGUUAACAACCAUAAUUCGGGCCAGUUUCCACAGUGGCAAACUUCUAGCCAUGAUGAAACUGUCACUUGCCAAAGUCAGCAAGAUGUAAAUGUUUCCCAGCAGCAUGAGCUACAUUCAUCUGUAAAAGUAAACCAGCAUAGUUCUGGUUCAGAAAAUCAAGUGCAGCAGACCGUACUAAACCAGCAUGGUUCUGGUUCAGAAAACCAGCUACAACAGACCGACUCAGUAAAGGAGUUGAAGUCCAUUCCCUUGCAACAGAAACAGUCUCCAGAAGAUUUGCCACAUCAGCAAGAGCGUUCUGAACAAAAAACUUUGCAUGUAUCACAACCAAUAAAUAUCCAGAACCUAGAGAAUAGUACUGCUGUUGGUCAAGAACAAAAUAGAUCACAAGAUCCAAACAGCUUAUCUCAGUACCUCCGGUCACAAAAGAUGAAUACUCAACAAGCUGGAGCAACAACGCAGGCGAAUAAUGCUGUGAAAAAUGGAAAACAAGUACCAUUUGCGAUGUUGUUUCCAGUUAUAGAACCAUUACUUGAUAAAGACAAAGCCAUGCAACUCAGAACUCUCUAUAAUAAACUAAAACAAAAUGAAAUUUCCAAAGAUGCAUUUGUCAAGCACAUGAGAGCUCUUGUCGGAGAUCACAUGCUCAAGCUUGCAGUAGUAAGGUUGCAGGAACAGGGUCCUCGCAGCUCUCAAGUUCCACCCAACCAAGUUGCAUCGCACUCUCAUAUUCCAGCUCAACAGCUGGGUCCCUCUUCUGCGGCACAAACGUUCAGUGAUUCAAGUAAUACAGUAGUGGAUAAUAAUGCACAUAUUUUACGUGAUAUAAAGCAAGAAAAAGAACGUCCCUUUCCGAUACAGGGACUUAACAAUCAGCAACAACAUAUACACUUUCCUCCAUCUUUUCCCCCUUAUGGAACUACAGGCAGUAAUUAUCAUCAAUAUGCCGCAGGAAAUGUAAAUAGCUCAGUGCAAUCUCUUAAACAACCCCCUCAAAACAUGCAGAUGAGACAAGUUACAGUUCGUCCAGGAGUUGGCACAGUUCAUUCAAUGGGUUUGCCUAAGCAGAAUUCUUUUACUGAACCCAUGAGAAUGCAGGGUGGUGGACAUUAUGUGAAACAAGAGCCAAUCGAUCAGGGAAACGAGCAACAGAAAACUCAGUUGUCUUCCUCCCAGGGGGUAUCUUCUGUUUCCUCUGCACAAUUCGAACAAGGAAAUUCUUCUAGCAACUUGGGUGAUAAAUCCAAUGAAAUGCAGCAAUCUAGGAUGGGGUUCUCUGCACCGACAAGUAUAACAACCCAGCUGGAAACUAGUAGCUCGUUGAGUACUCGGUUAUCGUCUGCUACUCGUCCAGUUGGUCCCGGAAGUACUGCCAAAACACCCAUAAAGAAGCCUAAUAUUGGCCAGAAAAAAGCAUUAGAAUCGCCUGGCCCGGAACCCUUGCAACAGAAUAAAAAGCAAAAGGUUUCUCAUUCCGAUCAAAGCAUCGAGCAACUCAAUGAUGUUACUGCUGUCAGUGGAGUAAAUUUGCGGGAAGAGGAAGAACAAUUAUUUUCUGGGACCAAGGAAGACAGUAGAGUCUCAGAAGCAUCACGUAGGGUUGUGCAAGAAGAAGAAGAAAGGUUAAUUUUGCAGAGAGUUCCACUUCAGAAAAAAAUGGGCGAAAUCAUGAAAAAAUGGGGCCUAAAGAAUAUAGGCAAUGACGUGGAACGAUGCCUGUCACUGAGUGUGGAGGAACGUUUGCGUGCACUGAUAAGUAAUUUGUUUAGGCUGUCGAAACAGCGGGUUGAUAUCGAGAAGCCAAGACAUCGAACCAUUGUCACCUCAGAUGUGCGACAACAAAUCAUCGCAAUGAACAGGAAAGCAAAAGAAGAAUGGAAUAAGAAACAAGGUGACUCAGAAAAAAGUCAGGGUGCAGUUGAUCCAGAAGGUAAUACUGGAGUUGAAGGAGACAAGGAGAAGGAUGACACUCGAGCAAGACCUAUCAAGGCCAACAAAGAGGAUGAUGACAAGAUGCGAACAACAGCAGCAAAUGUUGCUGCAAGAGCUGCUGUAGGAGGAGAUGACAUGUUUUCAAAGUGGCAAUUAAUGGCUGAAGCCCGGCAGAAACAACGUGAAGGAGGGGCUGAUUCUGCUUCAUCUUCUCAUCCAGUUAAAGAGGUGAACCGCAAGCUUGUAACCACCCCUGUAAAAAAUACAAGGGACAAUCAAGAUAGUGGGAGGAGUCAAAGGACAACUGUUGCUACAUCUGCAGGAGUGACAAGAAAAUCUGGAAAGGCUCAAGUCAUGUCUCAACCAGGCAUUCCACGUAAUAUCUCUGUCAAGGAUGUCAUUGCUGUCCUUGAAAGGGAGCCCCAGACAUCUAAGUCUGUGUUAAUAUAUCGUCUCUACAACAAGGUGCACACAGAUGCAAUGGAAUAAAUAGAUGUAUCAUAUAUCACAGUUGCAGCUUGUUAUGGGAUGGAUAGGUUCAGAUUAAUGUAACAACUUGAUCUUCUUAGUGAUCCAACACUCACAUCCAAUGUAAGAGUCCUGGUAGUAUUAAUAUGUAAUGGUAGUUGUUGGUUGCUUUAUUAUGGAUCACAUUGUCUUAAGACUUGAGAGUUUACUGGUGGUUCGUUAUGUUUGGGACAUCUUUCAUCGCA
Messenger RNA from Daucus carota subsp. sativus, 2910 nucleotides. Its product is annotated as transcription initiation factor TFIID subunit 4b. Gene Ontology annotation, molecular function: protein heterodimerization activity; DNA binding; RNA polymerase II general transcription initiation factor activity. NCBI's taxonomy places the organism in Eukaryota, Viridiplantae, Streptophyta, Magnoliopsida, Apiales, Apiaceae. Gene Ontology annotation, cellular component: transcription factor TFIID complex. The transcript is spliced from 15 exons. Bases 122 to 2686 code for a protein of 854 amino acids. The record is from RefSeq and is a predicted model, not a curated record. Gene Ontology annotation, biological process: transcription initiation at RNA polymerase II promoter.